AAAGCAGAAAAACUUUGAAGAGAGGUGGCAAUAGAGAAACCCUAAUCAGAAGAGAAGAGAAGAGAAGAUUGAGAGUUAGGGUUUAAGCUUGAUCAGAUCGGAAAAGGCAUCAUGUUUCCAGGGAUGUUCAUGCGGAAGCCAGACAAAGCUGCAGCACUGAAGCAGCUGAAAUCUCACGUUGCCAUGUUCGGCGCAUGGGUUGUUGUUAUUCGAGUCACCCCUUACGUUCUUCAUUUUCUCAGUGGCGAGAAAGAAGAACUCAAGCUCGAGCUUUAACUUCUUGCUCUUCCUCGCCUGUGCAUCUUGAGGAGUAGGACGGGUCCUGGGGCUCGUGACAAUCAUGGAGUAAUGUUGUUAUAUAACUCUUGAAAUUGAGGCCAGGAUGGUAUUUUUAGUUUAAUUACAUUUCCUUUUUGUAUUUGGAAUGUAAGUUUGUUUGGAUUAUUGGUUAGAAAAUAUACAUAUUCAAUAAUCAAUUAUAUUGUUAUAAUUGAUUCUACCAAAAAUGUGACUUUUAAGCUAAA
Vigna radiata var. radiata (mung bean) is the source of this 524-nucleotide messenger RNA. Its product is annotated as mitochondrial import receptor subunit TOM6 homolog. Gene Ontology annotation, cellular component: mitochondrial outer membrane translocase complex. The coding region runs from base 112 to 276 and encodes 54 amino acids. The record is from RefSeq and is a predicted model, not a curated record. The transcript has 2 exons. Lineage: Eukaryota; Viridiplantae; Streptophyta; Magnoliopsida; Fabales; Fabaceae.